GCACUAAUUAGACCACACGCCGAAAUCUUGAGAGGUGCGCGUGUGAUCUUUGUCCCUCGCCGCGUCAGCUUGCUGUGCGAGGACGACACUGGCCUCACUAUUGAGUAGGGCACGCAUUUCCAUUGGCGGCGUUUCUGCGGCGGGUCUCGUGGAGGACCCGCGCCAUCACAGGGAGAUUCGGCGAAAAGAGUGAGAAUUGGUGACGCCUAUCUACCCCAUCUCUUUCCGCUUCUGUGUCAAAGGGGUAGCAGAAGAGAUGGUGUACGUGAGGUUAACAAGAAAUAGAAGGAUGCUUACGAAGACGGUCGAGGGAUGGCGAUAAGAAGAUCUGAGGGUUACCGUGUUAAGGGAUCAAGGACUGGCUUGAAGGGCCAGAAGAAGGCGCCUGGUGAAGUAAUAGGGGACAAGAGAAGGCAGAAUGUGAUAACAUCAGCAGGGACAAAGAGGCGAUAAAUAGUGCAGGAGGACUCGACUGUGGUGAAUGGAAAUGGAAAAGCGCGGGAGGAAUAAGUCGAGGAAAGAGUAAUAUAUUAGGGCGUGAUAGGUAACAGCUAGAUCGUUCGUCCUGCAGUCGCUGACCAAUUGAUUUGGAACGAAUUGAUCAGUUGAGUCAAGCACUUAUAGAGUCAGCUGUUCCAUUGUUGACAUUCUAUCUACGAGUUUGAUUAAUCAGAUUGAUUGGCUUAGUGACUCUCCUGCCUGGCCUUCUUAAUUAUUUUCUCUCUCCCCGUCUAUGAUUUAGCUGUUAUUAUGGUCUAAUUAGCUGUUGUUGGCCGCUCGCUGCAUGCCCAGUUGGUCUGCCUAUUUCUCUGUUAGAUGUGCUUUGCAAUGUGUUGGGAAAUCCUUGGCCUCUGUGCACCUCUCCCCUCACGCGUACCGCGUCCUCUUAGUGAAACCUUGUACUUCUUCCUUUCCCCCCCCUUUCCCCGCCCCUUCCCCCCAUUUCUCUUCUCACUGAUAGAUGACGAAUAUGUCGAAAUUAGGGACGGCGGUCCUGAUUGGCCCUAACAUGGCCUCAGCAGGUGUUUAUUCUUCUUUCUGGAGUUCUGGAGUAUGACUGUCCAUGCUAUGUCUCCUUCGACCUCUCUGCGACGACUACGGUAGCUUCUUAGGGGCCAAUGAGGUACCCCUCCUUCAAUCUGUGCCCCGCUUAGGGGCUGGCUUGGCCGAACUUUGGUCGACUGGGCAUAGGAGAAUGCUUUCAGUCGACUGGGCAUAGGAGAAUGCUUUCAGUAAUUUUCCCUUUACUUAAUGAACGGUAUUGGAAUCAGAAGGCGGUAGCUAGCCAGCCGAGAAAACGGCAGGGAGGUAGGUAGGGGUUACCGUAUCUUUUUUUUUUUUUUGAUAUUUUUUUAAACGGUUACCGUAUCGGUAUGUGCUAAGGUGAAGGAAGCGCCCAAGAGAGGGAAGGGAAGUCUAAGGAACGGCCAUCGAUGGCUAAGGAAUGAAUUAGGAGGAGGGGAUCACCAAGGAGGUGAGGGGUUAGUGGAGAAAUGCCGGCUAGGAGGAAGGAGGGGGGAGGGGUUAAUUAGGAGGAAAAUUGGAUGUAGCAAGGAGGACGGUUUAGAGAGAAAGGAAUUUCUCCCUGGAAUCAAUAAAGCCCCUCGAGAACAAAAAUGAGGUAACUUGCGAAAGCAAAGCCCUCACCACAAUCAAGCAAUUCCGUGAAUCAAGGGAUGCAUACAAUAGGAGGCGAAGAGAUUCUACACAUCAAUCAACAGAUCUCAAGCAGUCAAUCAACGGAUGUGGAUGUGGUAGCCGGGGGGAUAGGAAAGGCUCACGUAGGAGCAGAGGUCGGCGGGGAGAAAGUGGGAUUGAAUCCGACAAGUAAUUCUCAAAGGAAAGCGUGUGUUUCAACAGGGACAAGUAGCUUGAAGUAGGAAAUCUGCUUGCUUGCUAGGAAGGCUAUCGUUAGGACGACAUUGUUUGCGAGGACAACGACACUGCUUCGAGGUUGGUGCAGAAGAAGAUACUAGAUACUAGAUGGGUAGGUUGCAGAACGGAAGGCGUAGCAGAAGACGUUAGCUUAGCGGAAGAAUGUGGUGGGUAAGUAGCUGAGGAACGUAAGUAUGAGGCGGCGCUGAGAAAGAGGCUCGUCGUUAGACUAGUAGAGGGAGGAGCUUACUAGAAGGGAGUGGUAGUGCAACAUCGGUUAGUUUCGCGGGAUAUCGUGGAGUGGUGGUGCCAGGCGGCCCAAUGCAUUGUCGAAAAAGCCAUUGCACGCACAGGUGGCACUUGACUUAGCAGUGGCUGUGGGGCAUUUGAAUGGUGCAAAAUCUGGGGGUAAAAUGUCACCAUGGAUUGUUCUUACGUCCUCGUCGACGAUGAUCGCUGGUGUAGCCGGCGUUGGAUUACUUUGCGUAUUGCUAAUCGUUUGGCGGCUCUUCUCGAAGCCUAAGAUUGUGGCCAUUUCUUCGGAAGAGGAGCUUGGGACUCAGGUCUUCAGCAUGGAUGCAGUCCCGUCGAAGCUGGAUGUGGUAGUGAUUGGCUCCGGGCUGGGUGGUCUGAGUGCAGCUGCGUGCUUGGCCCGUGUUGGAAAAAGGGUUCUCGUCUUGGACCGAGAUGCGGCUUCUGGUGGAUGUGCACAAUCUUUUGUGAACAGGGGGUUUCAGUUUGACUCUGGGUUUCAAUAUGUACCUGGCAGCCUGGCAGACCCUUCUGCUCCAAUCGGGAGACUGUUCAACGCGUUACUUGGCUGGGGCGUUGAAUGGGUGCCCCCUCGUUCUGACUGUUAUGACAAAGUGGUAUUUCAGGAUGACGAGGAGGAAUUUGCUUUCAAGGAAGCAUUGAGCACGCUUCAGCGAGAUCUGGAAACGAAGUUUCCCAGCGAAAGUGCAUCAAUUCAAUCCAUCUUUGAGUUAAGCAGAGAAGUUGGUGCAGCGUUUGCUGGGCUUUGUGUAUGGAAGAUGUUGCCGAGGUGGGUAAGAGACCACUUUGACAGCAUUGCGCGGUUGUUCCUCAGUCCAGUUUGCGACGUUGGUCUGUCAACAACGUACGAUAUGCUCCGACAGUUCACAGAGGAUGAACGCCUCACUGGAGUCUUGACAUCUCAAUGGUUUGAGUAUGGACUUCCACCAAAGGAGUCCUCUUUCUUUGUCGCCUUCUUUUCCUUACUGAGUGUUUGCAAGGGGGCUUUCUACCCACAGAAGGGAAUUGGGUCAAUUCCAAAAGCCCUGGUAUCGCAGAUAGAGCGUGCGGGAGGGAAGGUUCUCCAGCGUGCCCACGUACAGCACAUUCUUGUUGACAACCUAAAGAAGACAGUUGUGGGACUGCGAUUGACUACCGUACAGGGCGAGGUGGUUCACAUAAGAUGCAACUGCAUCGUCAGUGGCAUUGGGGCACUGCCAACCUAUGAGACUUUACUCGAUGAGGAAUCACGGAGGGCUCUGGGGGUCGGAGAUGCAAUCGCCAUGUUACAUCAAGAUGUUGGACCAUCCAAAGUUGUCAUAACAAUGUUUGUGGGUCUGAGAGGAAGUCACUCUGAACUAGACUUGCCAGGGCACAAUACUCGUGUGCACUGUUCGCAUAAUUACAAAGAGAAGAUUCUAGUGGAGCUCGAAGGCAGUGAAGGUGGACUGAUGGAAAGGCGAAGUAUAGGGAGGGGGGGAAGCCCGGGGGAAUCGAAGGACGGGGAGCAUACCUGGAGUUUUGUUGAUGCCAAUGGACUUGUAGAAGGCAAUUGCUCUCAUAGUUCGAGCGAUGGAGAGAGUACAGGGGCCUGCUUAGAGGAGGGGCUACUGCCGGUCGAUUGUCUGACGAUCUCGUUCCCAUCAGCCAAGGAUCUAAAUUACAUGGCACGGCAUGGAAACAGGUCCACCUGUUGCGUCCUUGCCACAGUGGACGGCAAGUGGUUGGAAGCAUGGUCAGCAGGGGAAAGUAGGGGGGGUACCAUUGACAAUCUGAAGACGAACCUCGCAGCAGCGCUGCUAGUAAAGCUGUUCGAAUUAUAUCCGUUGCUGCGGCGGAAGGUUGAGUUUGUUGAUGUUUCUGUGCCGUGGAAGGUGCCAUGGAAGGUAAGCGAUGGUGAUUUCUUCGCAGUGGAAAGGGGCAUGUCAUAUGGGCUGGCAUCGCGGCCGCAGAGGUUCUUGCCACGCAUCCAGAAAUUCUUGGGACCCACCACAGCGGUGAAAGGGCUGUUCCUUGCAGGCCAAGAUGUGCUGGUGACCGGUAUGGUGGGUGCUUUCUUAGGAGGUGUACUGGCAGCAAUUGCGGUGUCAAAACUGUGCCUGCUAGAUCUCUUGUGGGUUGUGAUGGGGUGGAGCCGCCGAAAGCAAAUACCUCGAUAGAAGUAAUUGUGAUUUGCUGGCAUUCAUAUGCGCUUGGUGCAUGGUCGUAUACGGUGUGGGAUUCGAGCAUGGUUGUGUCCUCGUACGGGAAACAAAUGCUAGGAAAAAGCUGGAGACAGUUUGGUUAUGAGCUUGCCAUGUGCAUCUCUUCACCAGCAGAUUGGACUGCAAAGGGAUUUGCAGGUGGGAGACAGCAGCAGGCUCACACCCACCCACAGUAGACACUUCAAGUGGUGGUUUACAUUCAUGUUGUCUUGCCUUACCUUCUGCGUGACAAACCUUUCCAACAUAAUUCCUGUUACAACUCUCGAGUGUUUUCUUACGUUGGUCCAGUCGUAGAUAUUGCGUGGAUGCCAGGAGACAGCGCAAAUUAUCAAGCGCCUCCAGCGAUGGACAGUAUAGGUGCUUCUGUGACAACUGCCAUUGACUAACGCUCUCUUCCCUGCACUGUACCCUUAGUUUCAUUUGCCAUUUAUACAGAGCCAUUAUGGGAUUGUGGUUCAGGGUCUACUACGCUAAUGAAGCCCCAGGAAAACG
Molecule: messenger RNA, 4823 nt
Organism: Chara braunii
Lineage: Eukaryota; Viridiplantae; Streptophyta; Charophyceae; Charales; Characeae
Source: the annotation of a GenBank genome assembly